GAAAAGGAGACCGGGAUGCAGUACUAAACAACGAGGUUGUCCUGACAAAAAUGAAGGUUUUUAACAACUUUCGUGCAAAGCUACCAAGGGGCGAUGACUCCAUCUCCACGAUCUCAUCUGUGUCGGUUUCUGAUCAGGAAAUCAUGGACCCCAUCACGUCCUCUGAGCCAAAUUCCCACCCCAAAGACAWUUCUGAGCACCAGCAGGCAGAGUCGGGAUCAGGCUACCUGACUGGUAUUUUCUUAGACUCUCAGCUCCCGAGGUUGUACAAGUUUGAAUCGGAGGACUCUGGAGUGGAACUACCCAGUGGAGCUAACUCUCCGUCGACCCCGACGGGCUCGGAGCAGAGCUUUGUGGUCCACAGUCGAGAGUCCUCUUGUGUUUCCUGCAACCUAAACUCAGACCCUACUUCUUCUCCUCAUAAACWAAGUACCAGUUCACGAAACUCUGACAUUAAGGAGGUAAACAACUUUGAUGAGAUUUUGAAUACAAUGGUAGGAGAUCAAAACAUGUUCAAACAGGGAGAGGAUUUCAGUCCUUCAUCAGCUGUGGUAAAACUGUACCUGGGUGAUGACAUGGACCAAAGCAGGGCUUCAGGAAUGAACUCUGAAGGAGGCAACAGAGAGAAACUGGAUCAGUUUGAAGAAGCUGGUGCUUUAACUGAAAGGACUUGUUCUGAGCAUCAGAAGCUUGUUGAGGAGUCCUCUGGAACAUGUGAGGACAGGAUGAACAAUGAGACAAAGGUAAAAACUCCCAGACGGAGUUCCUCCAGUGACAGUUUGAAGGAUUACAUGGAUGAAUGCUGCAGACUUAGUGAGGCUGCACAGCAGAGCUCCAGCCCUCUGGGUUCAGGUUUAGGUUACUUGGAGCACAUCUGCCAACUGCUGGAGAAGAUCGGUCACCUGCAGGAGCUGAACCUGCAGCUGCAGAGACAGCUCUGCUCUCUGCAGAAGGAUUGCAGGAUGGGAAAGACAAAAGAGGAGUUUUUCCAGCAACAGUGCAGCUGUGGUGCAGCCACCUUAUCAUUCCAGAAGAGACCCUGUCGAAGUGAGUUCUUGUCCUCAAGUGGGACAUUCUCUGACCUGUCCACCAUCCCAGAGGUCAGCCGCCACUCACUAAUGUCCACCAGGAGAGACAUAAGUAGUGAAAGUCUGACAACUAUUCCACUGUGGAGGAGAAGUCUGAAUCGAAGGAGUUACACCGAGGGGGAGGACUGCUUCCUUGGAGACAACACAGAAGGGCUGUCCACCCCCCAGCGCAGGCUGAGUGACAACUACACUUGGGGCAGAGUCAAAGACAUGGUGAGGAAAAGUAAACUGASGAAUCAGAGCAGGCUGGGACUGUCCUCCACCUCACUAAAGAUGUCCUGUCCACAGCUGUACAGACCUGACCUGGAUCCAGUGGAACCUGGAGCAAGAAACAGGAACUCUAUGAUUGCUUUGGGCCACCAAAGCAAAAUGGACUUCUGGAUUCCAUGACAGUCCAGAUCAGAUUGAAAUGGUCUCAAAUAAAGAAGACAACAGGAAGUACCGAGGACACCGGGGAAAGAAACCGUUAAAAAAGAAAGAAAGUUAAAAAAAGACUCUUGAACAGUGGAUGCAAUGUGUGGCAGAGUGAAAGGGAUUGCAGUUYGUGAGACUUCAGUGUUUUUUACACACUACAACUAUAAAAGCAGAUCAAGAAAUUGAGACAACUUCUGCACGGUCAUAAUUAAAGUGCUACAUAUGUUCUCAGCUGAUCGUCAUUUAAACCAAGGUUUUUGCUAUUUUGUUCCUGCAAAACGUAAUGUGAAAUACACUGUUUAUAACUUUUAAAUAUGUUGUAAAUCCAUUGUGGAUGUACAGCAGACAGUUUGUACAGUGCAUGAAUGUGAAGCCGUGUAAUAGACGCUGGUGAGAUACCGUGUGUGAGGAAAAGCACUUUGUGCAGCUCCGGUGUGUGUUUUGUGCCUAUCUUGGAGAUAUGAGUUGCAGAAAACGUCAAACAGAAUAUGAAGCUAUACUGUACAUCAAGCUGGUGCCACGUCUUAUGCAACAUUUCAAAUAUUUUGCCAUCAGGAAAAAAAUCUUUCCAUUUGUAACUUUUAAUUUUCUGUAUGCUGUUUUCUAAAUAGACUUUGUCAGUCCUGUGUGUCACAUUUCAGCAACAAAAGGUAACAUUUUAGUCUUUUUUCAACACAAGCUUGUCUAAUAAACCUGACAUGAAGUUCUUCAACACUUUGACCUUUGACAGAUGUGAAAAACGCUGGAUGAGAAAAUCCAACAGAAAUAAUAAUAUACAUAAUUUGUUGGCGUCCUCCUUUAACAAGACAGUGAUGAAUAUAAAUCACUGCGCUUCUGUCCAAACAUUCAGCUGUAGGAGUUCCCAGUGCCCUGAAAUGUGAUACCUUGGGGGCUGUUGACUGAGCAAAAAUAUGCAGUGAGGUGGGAGUGAAAGCUCUGUCUGAUGUUUUUUAUUGUUAGUUUUUUUUUUUAUCAGCGUUGUCCUCCAAGAAACGCAAAACCAAACUUCAAGGUGCAAAAAUACGUGUGUUGUUUGGUUGGGUUUACUGCUGGGCAGUUUUUUUAAUUGUUUUUUUUAAUGAGGAAAUAGUAACCUUUUCUGCAAGUUUGUAGUUUACAGUUUACCAGAAACCUAUUGUAUUUUCAGCUACAAGCAAUGAAUACUAACAGAAUGUUUACUAUAAGGACAUUCAGAACACAUUUAUACUGAGAACAGCAUGAUUCAUUUAUACAGACUGUGUCAUGUUUGAAUUGGUUAUUUUGAGUUUUAAAGCAAAAUGCGUGUAUAAACAGGCAAGAACUGAAAAAGUGUGAACAUUUAUAAUUUUUUUAAAUUUUAACUUAAACAUAUUGGACUACGAUGAAGUAUUAGAGCCAGACUAAGAUAAUGCAUCUUCAAAAAUAAGAAAAUUAAAAUCUGCAAAUGUCACUUUUUUCCCCCACAGUAAGUUAAAGUGUCUUAAUUAUAUCUGACUAUAUUCACAGUUUAUUCUCUGUUUUGUCUCCAAUCAGUCACAAUUUGGUUUCAUUGGCUGCCAAUCACUCCCAAAAUUUCUCACACUUUGACACUCAAACAACCUAAAUUCAAAAAGGUUUAAGAUGGAUUCUACACACAGUUUCAGUUCUUCAUCAUGCUGUUAAUCAUGCAGUACUGUCUUUAUUAGAACAAGUGAUAUUUUAUAAGAUACUUGCUGUACAUCAAAAAUAAUGAGUAAAUGUAUUUAACGUGUCCUUCAAAGUGAUGUACCUCUUAUACGACAGACGUCAGUUUAAAAAGGGAUGUUGAUUUUAUUUGAAGACAGCACAGCCUCUGUGUAAAGUUUAUGUUUAUGUUCAGGAGGUCAGAUAACUGUGUAUCAGUUACAUGUUGCAGUACACAUWCUGCAGAAAUAUUGUAUAUCCAAAUGUAUUUUUCAAAAUAAAGGUCAUAAAUCAAA
This is a messenger RNA of Austrofundulus limnaeus, 3439 nucleotides long. RefSeq lists its product as uncharacterized. The record is from RefSeq and is a predicted model, not a curated record. Lineage: Eukaryota; Metazoa; Chordata; Actinopteri; Cyprinodontiformes; Rivulidae.